Acanthoscelides obtectus is the source of this 1825-nucleotide messenger RNA. Lineage: Eukaryota; Metazoa; Arthropoda; Insecta; Coleoptera; Chrysomelidae. The record is from the annotation of a GenBank genome assembly.
AUGAUUGCCUACACCGAUGUUAAUCCAAAUCUUCAAAAAUGCAUUGAGGGUCUACGAAACCAGUUUAUCAAUGAAUGUGCCAAGGAUGAGAGUAGAUUUGAUAAGCCGAUUAAAAAAAAUCGAGUUUUAAAUUUUACUGAAGCUCCAAAGAAAAAGAAGUUAGCUCUCGGGAAUAAAGUUGUUGAACUGCGCAUGCAAAGAGAUUUAUUUGGUCGAAUGUUGGGAAUUUCCCUUACUCACAAGGUUGACAUUGAAAAAGUUUUGUCAUUCCCACUUACUCCGAUGCCAACGUCUAUGUGUCAUCCAGAUGGUUCAAUUUGUAAAACCGACAAAGCACAAUUAACAAAAUUGAUGGAGAAGAAAUUGGAAACUGCGAUCGAUCAACAGCCGUCAUCUUUUGACAUUAGUAUCGUUGAUGGUUUUUUUAUGUUGCAUCUCAUGAAAGAGAUACCACAAACUUUUGAUGGAAUCGCUAAAAAGUUUCUUUCUGCGAUCUCCCAAAUGAAAUCAGUUCGGAUCGAUGUGAUUUUUGACCAAUACUUUUCACCAUCAAUUAAGGAUUUUGAACGUUCACGUCGAGAAGAGUCAACCAUUCCAGUAUCUAUCGGUCCGAAUCAAAUUCGGCCACACAAUUUCGGAGCAGAACUUAAAAACAUGGAAUUUAAAAUAGCUCUAGUUAACUUUUUUAUUGAUCACUGGGAUAGUGAAGACAUGGUACCUUUUAUUGGUAAUAAAAUUAUUUAUGUAAGUUUCAACAAAUGUUAUUCGUAUAAAGUCUUGAAUAACAAAGUUGUACGGAGUAUCGAAGAAUCUCUAUCAUGUGAAGAACACGAAGAAGCUGAUUCUCGCAUUAUUUAUCAUAUAUGUCAAAUUGAUUUCGAUGCCGACGUUGUUAUACGCUGUUCUGACUCCGAUAUUUUAAUUAUAUUACUGGGUAAUAUGGAUCACCUCAAUGCAUUUUUGAAGAUUUGGAUUAACAUCGGUGUAGGCAAUCAUCAGCGAUACGUAAACGUUAAUGAAUUAUACCGAAUCCUUGGUGAUUCUCUAUCAAAAGCUUUACCAUGCUUCCACGCAAUCACGGGGUGCGAUUACACGCCAGCAUUCUUUAGAAAAGGUAAAGUUAGACCUUUUAAAAUUUUGGAAAAAUCUAAAGAAUAUCAAUCAGCGUUUGGAAACAUAACUACGGAUAACGAAGAUUUACUUGACAGUACUUUUGUAAUCCUUGAGAAGUUUGUUUGUCAAAUGUAUGGAGUUAAAAAUUCUUCAGAUGUGAAUAGUGUUCGAUUUCAUUUAUUCUCAAAUACUUUUCAAUCAAAAAAAUCCGAUGAAAAUUUUAAGAAGAAAUUUCGAAACUUUGACUCAUCGAGUUUGCCACCCUGUAAAGCGGAAUUGCAACAGCAUUUAUUGAGAGUGCGCUACGUGACUAAACUUUGGAGGAAUGCUCACUUGAAACAUCCAACUUCUUUAUCUCCAGUUGCUUCCGGUUGGACCAUCAAAGAUAAUAAAUAUGAUUUUGUCUGGUUCCUGGGAGAGCAGUUACCAUCAUCAAUUGCUGAUAUUAUUAUUCAAAAUGAGAGAGUUUUAAGAAAUGAUGACAAUGACCAAGACGAUGAUUUCAAUACUUCUAGCAAUGAGAGCGACGAUGAUGACGAUUGUGAAGAUGCAUCCUUCGUUUGUAAUACGAUUAUGGAAUGAAAUAUUUAAAAACUAAAGAAGAAUUCUUAAUAUUUUUAAUUUGUUAUUUAUGUGUGUUACCUGAGCAUUAUAAAUAAAAAAUUUAAUUUUUAAACCUUCAAUAAUGCAUUUUAUUUUUUUCGUUUUUGAC